This is a messenger RNA of Megalopta genalis, 2740 nucleotides long. Lineage: Eukaryota; Metazoa; Arthropoda; Insecta; Hymenoptera; Halictidae. The record is from RefSeq and is a predicted model, not a curated record.
UUGUGUUCCCACCUUCUUCCUUAACCAGCGAGCCCACUAAAUGGUCCCAUCAAUCUCUAACAAUUCCGCAGGCCCUGCGAUAUUUUCUGAACCCUAAAACCAGUCCUGUAGCCAAGACAUCCAUUAAAUAAAGCAGUUCUAAACGAACGUUGAAACACAAUGCGCUCGGACGGCAAUUUGCUCUGCUAACUGCUCUGUGACCAGAAUACGGACUGAAUGACAUCAUUAGAGCACUGCGGCAGAGAAAAUCGGGGAUCGAUGAGACGGGCAAAAGAAAUAGCUUUGAAAAUUAUUGAAAAGGACCGCGGCAGGUGCGGACGGCGGGGAAUACGGGUCGGCGGCGGGUAGGACCGGGCAUUAAACGUCGUCGGGACGGUUCCGGAGCGGACGUCUCGGCGAUAAUCCGUCGACAUAACCUCAAAAAAGGAACGGGUUCGUACCGCGGCGGCCUUGUGAGAACGGUAUCCGGAUAUCGCCGCGGCGAGGAAGAAACGGGAGGCCGGGUCUCGAAGGUUCUCGCUCGCGGACGACGCAAUGCCACGAAAAAAGUCAACGAAACUUGCGCAGGAGCUGGCAGCAAAGUCAAGAGCCCUCGCAGUUGACACAUGUCAAGCGUGCAGUGCGACUCGAAAAAACGUCGGGGCGGCCGACAACACACAAUCACGAAUACGGAUGUGAAAUCGACACUCACCGCAGCGCCCGGCGUUGCUCGACGACUGGCCCAUUAUUCUCACGCCGACGGCGAUGGCAGGCACGAGAUAAAGCACUCGGUGAUCGCGGCGUGCUCACGUGAAAAACCGGACGCAUGAGUGCGCGAAAGACCGACACAUUUUUCGAAAAAUACUAUCACAUCGUGUACCCGCAGUGUCGCUACGACAGAGACGGACGGCCGCUUCGGAGCGACGAGGUGAUUGGCCCGCGAGACGGUGCGCAUGCGCGACCCGCGGGAUUUUGAAUCGCCUCGCGUUAUCAAGCGAGACGCGGACAAGUUUCACCAGCUGUCGGUCCUCGCCGAGGCCUUCCGUCGUCUGCCACCGGAUUAACAAAGAUCCCGGGUCAGGCCCGAGGGAGACCGCACGCAUUGCCGGGGUUCCCUUCGCCCCGGGUCGCACGAUCCAGGAGAAAGAGAGAUCAUUGAUCAGAGUCCCUCGUACACCCGCCGAAAGAAGACCUGAAUCAACGACCACGAAUCAUCGCCUUGGUAACCGUCCGGCAAAACACUGGGUCGCGGAUGCGAUACGCCGCGAACAGCGUCGUCGUCGUCGCCGUCGUCGUCGUCGUCGUCGUCGUCGUCGCCGCCGCCGAGGAACAAUCCCCGGUUCUUGGCUUCGCCCGAAUGGAUCUGACAACCGGGACACGUUGACACUGCGUUGCGACUGGCACACGUCGUUCUUACAUUUCGCCUGACAUGAGCCCGCUGGAGGAACGCGACUCGAAGGACUCUGGGUUCAACAGCUGACGGCUGAUCAGGGCGCUCGAUUCCUGGCUACAUCGGACCCGGGGAAAGAUGGAUGUCGGCUUCUCUUGGAUCCUCUGUUUCGGGCUGAUACUCGUCGUGUCGCAAGCAGGCUGGGCCAUUGACUGUUUCAAGUGCGUGUCAAUCGACGGGGACAAUAAGCCCUGCGACGACCCGUUCCACAAUAACGGGAGCCUCGCAUUCUUGGAGUCGCCAUGCCUGGGAGGCCGCAAGGGCCGCGAUGGUCUCUUCCCUGCGACCGCGUGCAUCAAAAUAGCAGGCAUAUACGAUGAGUCUGGGAUCUCAUUGACGGUGAGGAGCUGCGCGUUGGACAGCGGAUCUUUGACGACCGAUUCGGAAAUUAUAAGAAUGUCGCAUUGCGGAGGGUUCUACUUCGACGACAAAUACGUCCGCGGUUGCGUGCAAUCCUGCAACGAUGCGGACGCUUGCAACGGAUCCACGCGACAUGCAGCCUCGUUCAUGCUUCUAAUAUUGUCGCUUUUCGCCGAGUUCGUCUGACGAUGAUUUACCACAUAUCACGUAUCGAUUACAAUCAUAGGCAAUUAUUGUAUAUAAGAAAGAGAGAGCCUUUUAUCGGAACAUACGCAUAACGGACCACUUCGAACUUAAAACUAUGGAUACGACCAAUUAGCUGUGGACCAACGAUGAGCAAAAAGUAAUAUCAUCGAUAAGAUAACGAUACUAACAUCAAUUAUCAGAGAACUAUUUACGAUUAGACUAAUUAGUACAAUACGAAGUCCGGAUAUGAAGUAUGUUUGAUUUCGCUGUGUUCGGGUGGUUUUUGAAGGGAGAACACUCGUGCCCGAAUUGUACAGAGUUUAAAGUUUUUGAGAAGUUAUAUUUAUAAAUUGUUUUAUUUGAAGAAUUUUAUUAGAUUUAUUCUACGUAAAAAACCGUUUAGAUGAUUCAGCGAAGUGCAUUAUCAAACGCUGCAGCAAACACACGCCCGACAUCGUUCAUUAAUAUUUGUUUAAAUAUGGAUCACUUGCUAGAAUGAGUCCAUAUACAUAUACAUACACAUACUCGUAUCGGACAUACUACAUAGUCGAAUAAUAUUCAAGACGAACUCACUAUUUGAUACUGCUAGAUAGUUUGCAAAUAGGAACGACGAAAGAACUGCCAUGAUUAUUACGAGUACUUAUAUACAAAACAUAACCAUUAAUUUAAAUCGAUCAGAUAUCGUAAAGGGUAUGAAGAAUAGAAUAUACAUAUAUAUUAUAUAAUAGUCAUCGCUUGACAACAGUGAGAUAUAUAUAUAUAUAU